AUGGCGAAGGAAGCAUUCUUCAAGUACAUCAAGCCAGCACCGCUGACUCAGAAAGUGACAACUCGAGAUGGCUGCGUCUACAUGUAUCGUGUGAUGAAAUUCAUUGGCUGGAUUCCGCCUAAGAAAGGUCCUAUUUUCUUGCGGGGUCUCUACUACUUCUACAGCUUUUUCACCUUUACAUUUGGAGUUAUUUAUCUGCCUCUUGGAUUCGCACUGAGCUACUUAAACGAGUUCGACAAAUUUACACCCGAUGAGUUUCUUACCUCGUUGCAAGUCGCCUUAAAUGCAUAUGGAGGAGCAGUAAAAAGCAGCAUUACUUACAUUAAUCUGUGGCGUCUUCGGAAAGUCGAAAAUAUUUUAGAUGAAUUGGAUGAACGCGUAGACUCGGAUGCGGCUCGUAAGAAGUUACACAAAUCUGUGGCUUUGAGCAACUUUGUGUUUCUAUUCUUUACAAUUGUCUAUAAUGGUUAUACUGGAUCUACUUUUCUGGCUUAUUUGGCCAGUGGUAGACCACCUUGGUCAGUGUACAAUCCAUUCAUAGAUUGGCGCGACAGUCUGUUAAAUCUGUUCAUACAGGCAAACUUCGAAUACCUCAUCAUGUCCUGGGCCGUAAUACAGGAUCAACUGUCUGAUACAUAUUUGCUCGUGUUUAUUAUUUUGAUUCGUGGUCACUUUAAUCUGUUAAUGGGUCGCGUUCAAAAUCUGCGCACCGACCCCAAUAAGUCAGACGAUGAAAACUACGAGGAUCUGGUAAACUGCAUCAAUGAUCACAAAAAGAUUUUAGAAUGCUGCAAACUACUUCGUCCAAUGAUAUCGGGCACUAUUUUUGUGCAGUUUGGAUUAAUUGGAUCUGUUUUGGGAUUGACAUUAAUUAAUAUAUUCUUCUUUUCCAAUUUGUGGCGUGGUUUAGCCUCAUGUGUUUUCGUUCUUGCUGUACUGUGUCAGACAUUUCCCUUCUGCUACAAUUGCAAUUUGCUAAUUGACGAGUGCCAGGAACUUGGAGUUCGUAUAUUCCAGUCAAAUUGGAUCGAUGCUCCGGCCCGAUAUAAAAGCACUCUGAUUCAAUUUAUGCAUCAUGUCCAGCAGCCAAUCAUGUUCAUGGCUGGCGGAAUUAUUCCUAUCACCAUGAACAGCAAUAUCACAGUGGCCAAGUUUGCAUUCAGUAUUAUUACCGUAGUGCGGGAGAUGAAUCUUGCUGAACAGUUUAAGUAAACUGAUGUAUAACCACUCUCUUAG
Molecule: messenger RNA, 1236 nt
Organism: Drosophila nasuta
Lineage: Eukaryota; Metazoa; Arthropoda; Insecta; Diptera; Drosophilidae
Product: odorant receptor 59b-like
Exons: 3
Coding region: 1-1212 (403 amino acids)
Biological process (GO): detection of chemical stimulus involved in sensory perception of smell; sensory perception of smell
Cellular component (GO): plasma membrane
Molecular function (GO): odorant binding; olfactory receptor activity
Source: RefSeq, a predicted model, not a curated record